Messenger RNA from Prunus armeniaca (apricot), 1260 nucleotides. The record is from the annotation of a GenBank genome assembly. NCBI's taxonomy places the organism in Eukaryota, Viridiplantae, Streptophyta, Magnoliopsida, Rosales, Rosaceae.
AUGCAGAUCGAUGAGGAUCCUAGCUGGCAAGACCCAAUUAUUGACUACCUAGCGAAUGAAAACCUGCCCAAGGACAAGUCCGAGGCCAGAAAAAUCAAGCAAAAGGCUGCAAGAUACUACAUGAAAGGCGACAUGCUUAUCCGCAGAUUAUACUACGGGCCUCAUCUCACUUGCAUCAAGUACCCACAAACGCUCGAGGUUCUCUGCAAGAUACACAACGGCGAAUGUGGAAAUCACGUUGGGGGCAGAUCGCUUGCUCAGAAGGCUCUCAGCAUAGGCUAUUUCUGGCCUACCAUGCGCCAAGACUCCACGGAGUAUGCUCGAAGAUGUGAUCGAUGCCAACGCUACAAGCCGGUCCCUGGCCUGCCCGCUGAGGAAUACCAUCCUCCGAACAGUCCAUGGCCAUUCAUGCAGUGGGCCAUUGACUUGGUGGGACCUAUGCCGACGGCACCUGCCAAUAAAGAGAUGAUGAUCGUUGCCACUGAUUACUUCACCAAAUGGAUCGAGGCCGAGGCUUUAUCUUCUACCAAGGAGGCCGAUGUUGAACGGUUCAUCUGGAAGAACAUUAUUUGCAGAUUCGGUUGCCCGCAAUCGAUACUCACCGACAAUGGUACACAGUUCGUGGGCAGGCAGAUCACCGCAUUCUUUGCGAAGUAUGGCAUCAAACAACACCUGUCAACACCCCGAUACCCGCAAGGCAAUGGCCAAGCAGAGGCAUCCAACAAGAUAGUGUUGGACUGCCUAAAGAAAAGACUGGAAGGCGCAGAAGGAAAAUGGGUCGACGAGCUGCCAGGAGUCCUAUGGGCUUAUUGCACGACCAAAAGGAGAUCGACCGGAGAGACACCAUUUUCCCUGGCCUAUAGGACAGAAGCAAUCAUUCCCCCAGACAUCACAGUCCAUUCCAUGAGCAUUGAGGUGGGCAGUCUUGACCAAAACUGCAAGCAAAUGAAAGUCAACCUUGAUAUGCUCAAAGAAGAACGAGAAAAGGCCAUUGUUCGAGUUGCCGCCUACCAGCAGCAGUUGACGUCCUACUACAAUAAGAAGGCCAAGAUCAGACAGUUUCAGCCUGGAGACCUUGUGCUUAGAAAAACUUUCAUCACAGCACCAAGGCAAGGGUCAAAGAAGAUGAAGCCAAACUGGGAAGGCCCCUACGUGAUCAGCCGAUCUGGGGGCAGAGGAAGUUACACCCUUGAUACUCUAGAAGGAAAAGAAAUUCUGAGACAAUGGAAUGCCCACCACCUUCGAAGAUACUAUCCAUGA